Messenger RNA from Clupea harengus (Atlantic herring), 1377 nucleotides. RefSeq lists its product as uncharacterized. Gene Ontology annotation, biological process: apoptotic process. The record is from RefSeq and is a predicted model, not a curated record. Gene Ontology annotation, cellular component: mitochondrion; membrane. NCBI's taxonomy places the organism in Eukaryota, Metazoa, Chordata, Actinopteri, Clupeiformes, Clupeidae.
CAUGACAACCCGCUGACUUCCACAACUGAAUAUGUGAUAAAGAAAGUGCCGAAGAGUGUGCAACAUUUCCACUUGAGUUUGGUUCAUAGAUGGUUUUGAACAGGGGGAAAUGUGCUUCUGCAAGUGAAAUAGCGAGGAGUGACAUCAGAGACAUUCCAGUGCAGCAGUUGGGCUUUUUGCUGAGUCUGGAGGGAGAGGCCCAAGGGGCGCCAUCCUUUACAAUGGAGGGUCAAAGCGCUGCCACCCCGUCAGGGGAGGGGCAACUGGGGCAACUCAGCAAGACUACAGUCCCCCUGAGCCCAGAAGAGGUCAGCUACCCCAGCUCCUGGCAGACAGAUAGCCUGGCUUCAUCAUGGGCCACCGUGGGCACACUAGACCCGGAGGACGCCAAAAGCCUGGAGGCCAACGAGGCUUUGCUACUGGCUGAGGAGCGCAGUGAGAACCACUCCUCCACCUCGGACAUUGUCCACCUGGAGCGGGAGGAGGCAGAGCUUCUGGAGGAGGCAGAGCGGCAGGCGGAGGCCAGAUCUCUGAGGGACGUGGAGGUGGCUGAGGAGGUGGAGGAGCUCCAGAGUAGCAUGAUGAGCGUGCUGGGUACAGAGAGAGAGCUGGCGGAGCUCAGGGUGGAGCAGUGUCUGGAUGUCUCUGGGCUGAAGGCGCCAAAUACUAUGGAGCUACUCAUGUCUGUGGAGGAGCCUGAGCUCCAGGACGAACCAGAGGAAGUUCUCUGGCCUCUUCUCAGUUCAACGCCCCCACCUGCAAUCCCAGAACCACCCGUGCUUGCUCCUCUCCCUGUCCCUGCGCCACCAGUCCUUGUAGAUCCAGAAUUCCAACCACUCAUAGAGGUACCUCCAUCACUUCCCAGGCUAGAGGAACAGCCGCCAAGAAAGGCACACAAAGAAUCACAAGAAGAAGUCAAAGAAUCCAGAAAGGAGCUUCCCAUUCCUUCAUUCUCUUUAGCGCCCCCAGUGGAGGUCCAAAAAGAUCCGUUGGCGGAGCCUGCUCUAGCUCCUCUGGCUGUAGAGGAGUCCUUCGACGCCAAAGAGGUUCCUGUGACACAAGAACCUGAGCCGACUGUCCCUCCCUCUUCUGGCUUUGAGCUCUCCACACUCUUCUAUGGCAGUGCCGCCCUGGUGGCUGUAAUGGGAAUGGUGGCCUACGGAGCCCUGGCACUCAGUCGGAAGUAGCCCAUAGUUUUCCACCCCACACUCCAUCACCUUAAAAAUGGACAUCAAUAGAGACUUUUUGUGAGUCUGUAGAAAUUCAACAGAAGAUGUAAUGCCACAGUGAAAUUACACUUAAUGUAAAACAAACAUUGAUCAGUGUGUUUAAUUCUUCUGAAUUUUAAUGAAAUGACUUUAAUGUUAUCUGAAAAUG